Knipowitschia caucasica is the source of this 1842-nucleotide messenger RNA. Lineage: Eukaryota; Metazoa; Chordata; Actinopteri; Gobiiformes; Gobiidae. The record is from the annotation of a GenBank genome assembly.
AUGGACCAUAUUGCAUUAACCAUGGAACGUCAGGAGCUGGGAGACGUCGUUCCCAAAGACAACAACCACAUUAGAAAGAUCCUGUCACAGCUGGACCAGGACCUGCAGGAGUUUGAAGAGAUGUUUGAGCAGAGAUCUGAGACUCCGUGGCUUUGUGGCAACUCUCAGAGCGAGGCGGACCUCCCACAGUCCACCUGGUCCACCUGCGGGACACAGACUGAGACCUGGUCCACCUGCGGGACACAGACUGAGACCUGGUCCACCUGCGGGACACAGACUGAGAGCUGGUCCACCUGCGGGACACAGACUGAGACCUGGUCCACCUGCGGGACACAGACUGAGACCUGGUCCACCUGCGAGGGUCAGACACAGACUGAGACCUGGUCCACCUGCGAGGGUCAGACACAGACUGAGACCUGGUCCAACUGCGGGACACAGACUGAGACCUGGUCCACCUGCGGGACACAGACUGAGACCUGGUCCACCUGCGGGACACAGACUGAGACCUGGUCCACCUGCGAGGGUCAGACACAGACUGAGACCUGGUCCACCUGCGAGGGUCAGACACAGACUGAGGACCACAAAGACCUACAUGUCAAAGAGGCAGAGUUAAAGGCAGAGUUGGAGCUAGCAAGAGAAAAGUUAGCGAGUAUCCUGAGUAUCAGGAGACAUGAGUCCGAGCGUCAGGAGGCCUGUGAGACACUGAGAGAGCUGCAACUUUUACAUGAGAAAGUCUGUACGGAGCACUUUGAGGAGCUGAAAAGUGUAAAUCAGUGUUUGGAACAGCAGGUCUCUGUUUGCAAAAGUCUAGAGAAACAGAAAAGUGAGAAUGCGAUACAAAGAGAGAAGAUUGAGACACUCGAACGCCAACUCCAGGACUUUGAAGAGCUGAAAGAGAAGUACUCUUGGUCCGUUAAUCAGAAUCAAAGUCUGGAGAGAGAGUUUAAGGAGCACCAGGAGGAGCUGAAAAUGGUAAAUCAGUGUUUGGAAGAGCAGGUCUCCGUUUGCAAAACUCUGGAGGAACAGAUGAAGGAGAAUUCGAUCCAAAACAAGAGGAUUGAGAUUCUGGAACAUCAGCUCCAGGAGUUUGAAGCAUUGAAAGAGGAGUUUUCUUGGUCUGUUAAACAGAAUCAGAGUCUGGAGAAAGAGUUGGAACGAACCAAAGAAAUCUCAUGUAAACAUGAACCAGAACGUAAAGAGGCUUGUGAGAUUAAUGAGACUGCAAAUCAAUGCAAGAAGAUUGAGAUGCUAGAACGCCAACUCCAGGAGUUUGAGCAGAUCAAAGAGGAGUAUUCUUGGUCUGUCCGACAGAACCAAAGUCUGGGGAGAGAGUUGGAACAAGCCAAAGAAACCUCACGGAAACAUGAGGCUGAACUUCAGGAGGCUUGUGAGAAGUUGGUAGGACUAAAACUGUCACAGAAGAAGGUGCUUGAGGAGUACCUCGAGGGGUUAAGAGUUUUCAAGAAGAUGUUUAAGGAGCAGGACGAAGUUCGCAAACAGUUGGAGCAACAAAUUAGCGAGAAGGACCUCCAGGAGAAGCCGUGUAUGUGUCAAACUGUAGCUAGCACAGAGACGCUAACAGAUUUACAAGACGUGAGAGAGGAGAACUCUACGUCCAAUGUCCAAACAAUAAGGACCUUUUUGGAGGAACCGCAGACGAGUGCAGACGGGCCCAGACCUCAGAGUUGGAAGGAUGAUUGCACAAAGAGAAAUGUGAAAAAUCUGACACAGUUAUUUGAGGGUAAACCUAAGCAGGACAAGCAGCAGCAGGUGUCUGAGCUGAAGAGGAACCAGGUGAAGGGGAAGAACGUUGCAGCGCUGAUGAAGAGGUUUGAGCAGUAA